This is a messenger RNA of Betta splendens (Siamese fighting fish), 1042 nucleotides long. RefSeq names its product exosome component 7 (gene exosc7). Gene Ontology annotation, biological process: exonucleolytic trimming to generate mature 3'-end of 5.8S rRNA from tricistronic rRNA transcript (SSU-rRNA, 5.8S rRNA, LSU-rRNA); nuclear mRNA surveillance; nuclear polyadenylation-dependent mRNA catabolic process. Lineage: Eukaryota; Metazoa; Chordata; Actinopteri; Anabantiformes; Osphronemidae. The record is from RefSeq and is a predicted model, not a curated record. The transcript is spliced from 8 exons. Bases 103 to 978 code for a protein of 291 amino acids. Gene Ontology annotation, cellular component: cytoplasmic exosome (RNase complex); nuclear exosome (RNase complex).
GACACGCCGGUGAGCAGAGCAGGCAAAUACUACAUUAGUCGGCGAUGUUUGAUUGCGUAGCACACGAGCGACAAGAACACAUGCUACCAGAGUUUGUACAUUAUGGCAACAGUGCAGGUUUGCGAGGCUGAAAAGGUUUAUAUCUUACACGGUAUACGGGAUGAUUUAAGAGUGGAUGGAAGGGGCUGUGAGGACUACAGGCACAUGGAAAUAGAGACUGAUGUAGUGUCCAACACGGACGGAUCCGCCAAAGUCACUCUGGGACACACAGCAGUUCUAGUUGGGAUAAAGGCCGAAAUUGGAAAACCACGGCCUAUGGUGCCAGAUGAAGGCUAUUUGGAGUUCUUUGUUGACUGUUCGGCAAAUGCAACUCCUGAGUUUGAGGGCAGAGGAGGCGAGGAGCUAGGGAUGGAGCUGAGCACCACGCUCUACAAAGUCUUCAACAACAAACACAGUGUGGACUUGAAGAGCCUGUGCAUCACUGCUGCAGAACACUGCUGGGUGCUCUACGUCGAUGUGCUGCUUCUUCAAUGUGAUGGAAACCUGUAUGAUGCCAUCUCCAUAGCUAUCAAAGCAGCUCUCUUCAACACAAAAAUCCCCAGAGUGCACAUAUCAGUGGACGAGGAAGGAGGGAAGGAAAUUGAGCUGUCAGAUGAUCCGUAUGACUGUAUGAGGCUAGAUGUGACAAAUGUGCCCUGUAUAGUGACCCUGUGCAAGGUGGGUCACAGACAUGUGGUGGAUGCAACUCUGCAGGAGAAAGCCUGCUCUGUGGCUAGCCUGAUUAUCUCCGUGACACAAAAGGGCACCAUCACCUGCGUCAGAAAGGUGGGGGGAGGCAGCCUGGAUCCAGAGAGCAUCUUUGAAAUGACAGAGGCAGGAAAACGUGUUGGGAAAGCUCUUCAUGCUCCACUCAUAAAGCUGCUGCAGCAGGAGGAGAGUUUGGGAAAGAAGCGGCAGAAAGUUGGAUUUCUUGGUUGAAAUAUCUUCUGUAUGUUUGUCCAUGUAGCUACAAUUUUCUAAUAAAACUUCAAUUUGUACAAUC